AUGAAAUCGGGCUUCAUUCUGAAAGCCAGCGGCACCCUGGGCGGAAGGACAGAUGCCGGCGGCCUCUCCGGAGGGGCCUCACGACAACACAGGAACUUUGCCGUCCGCCCAGCGCUGAGAGCAGGUUCUCUGGACCCUGGGCCUGGCCUGGAGGACUUCCCUGUGCAAGGCUGGAUCUGCGUGAACCAAUGGGAGACCGGGGCCACGUCGAAUUGCAUCAGCUGUGUUGGGGAGAAGAUUCUGGAAGGGUUUAGGUUUGGGGAGUGGGGCAACAAGGACACUCAGAAAAGCAUGAAGAGGGUCUUUCCCACCUUCAGUCUCUUCGCCCCUCAAAACAGAGCUGUGCCCUCUCUGGAGCCCAGGGAGGUGACCCCUCUGAGGGCGCAGAUGAGGCCUGACGACAGGGCACAACAGUCCUGCAGCCAGGAUCCUCCAACCCACAGCACUGCUCGCGCACAGGCCGCUCACCGCUCACCUCCCGGGAGCUGGGAGGAAGGGACCCCAGCCUGGGAACGGGCCCUGGAUGCCAAGAUGUCCGUUUCCCUGGCCAGCGUGGUGGCAGUUGGAUGGGUGCUCAUGUUCAAGGACUUUGCCAUGAAGACCCCACCAUCUCCUCCGUUGCCCCAGAGGAUGUGCAUGGGGUCUUCUCCGGGGCCCCCGACCAGCCAGGUGUACGUGUUCGGCCGAGGCGGCGCGGACGCGGGGGCUCCUCGGAGGACGAGUCCCCCAGGUGGCUCUGCGGCCGCGGCGCCCGGAGAAGGCUGCCCAGCGCCCUGCGCCGCCCGGAGCGGGGAGCAUCGUGCUGCUGCAGCGGGAGCUGGCCCGGGACGACAGCCUCAACCGGCUCGCCCUGCAGUACGGCUGCCAACGCUCAGAGUGAUUGACAGUGGCCAAGUUGCAGACAUCAAGCAAGCCAACAACUUCAUCAGAGAGCAAGACUUGUUCGCUUUGAAAUCUGUUAAGAUUCCCGUGAGAAACCACGGGAUCCUCACCGAGACCCACCGAGAGCUCAGACCCCUCCCGGGCCCGUCCUCAGAGACCAGAGUGACGGUGGAGGAGCCGCCGGCCCCGGACAGCGCCGCCCCGCCCAGCCCGCUGACGGCGUUCUUCCAGGGCAUCGACCGCAACAUCGAGCGCGCGGCGCAGUCGGAAAUCCUCACCAGCGAGAGUCCCCACGCGGGGCCCGGCCAGCCGCGCCUGCCCGCUGCUCCCAAGGCGCCGCCGCUCGGCGCCGACUGCGGGAUCCGGUGGUGGAACGCCGUCUGCCUCAUGCUCCUCGUCGGCGUCGUCCUGCCCGUGUUCUAUCUGGUCUAUUUCAAGAUCCGCGCCGCGGGCGACGUUCCUGGUGGCUGGGACACGACCGCUGUCCCCAGGGGCUCGGUGGCGGCGAGUGCGGCUCCAGGGCAGACCCCCAGGCUGGCGGCUCCGGUGCCCAGCACCCGCUCUCCGGGCAGCCGGCUCCGGCAGACCUGGGCGGGGAGCUAGCUGCGGUGUCUCAGGAAGCGGCCCGCGCGGCCGGCUGUGCAUCGGGCUCCCGAUCCCCACCGGCCGGCAGGGCCACACCCAGCGGGCGGCCCACGGACUCGCUUUGGAAGCCUCCCACGUUCUCGGCUAACACCCACCUCCUAGCCAAGGCCGCGAGCCGCCCCCCGGGCCUCCUGCACCCAGGAAGCGGGGGCAGGGACAUUGCAGGGACGUGCCCUUGGUUUUGAAGGCAUCGGGUGGCUGGCCCUGCGUGUCUCGCAGCAGCCCCUGCGCACCCCGGGCGCCAGGUGCAGGGACAGGCGGCCUGCGCUGCUCCCUGACUCCAUCCUCAGGGUCCCAGAGCCGCAGGAGGGACAGCGCCCAGUGUUUCCUCUGGGUGACCAGCACCCCCAUACAUGGACAGGAGGGCCCGUGUGCUGAAAGACCCACUUACUCGAGGGCGCAGGGGUGCCCCUCCUGCGAAAGCCAUAGAGAGGGCGAUGCUGGCUGCCUGCGGUGCCCUCUCCAUCUGUUCAUUCUACAGUGGUGCCCAGUGCGUGGCUCAAGGGGGCAUGGGGCGCCCUCUGAGGCCCUGCGGGGGGC
Molecule: messenger RNA, 2067 nt
Organism: Myotis lucifugus (little brown bat)
Lineage: Eukaryota; Metazoa; Chordata; Mammalia; Chiroptera; Vespertilionidae
Gene: LYSMD4
Product: LysM domain containing 4
Exons: 5
Coding region: 1-1485 (494 amino acids)
Source: RefSeq, a predicted model, not a curated record